AUGGCCCUAGUGGGGGCCUUUCUGAUUCAUCUGACCCUCGGCAGUCUACACGCCUUCGGGAACAUCGCACCUCUGAUCAUCGCCUACAUGCGUUUGCUGCAGCCGACGUCAUCUCUUCGUUACCACGAUGGUCUUAUCCUCUACGUCUCCGCAGUGCUGGUGCAGGGCAUUGCCGGCUUCUUUGGGGGGAGGCUGCACAGGACUCUGGGCCCCUCGAAGUGCGUACAGUGCAACUUCUAG
Messenger RNA from Eimeria mitis, 240 nucleotides. RefSeq lists its product as uncharacterized. Bases 1 to 240 code for a protein of 79 amino acids. The record is from RefSeq and is a predicted model, not a curated record. The transcript has 3 exons. Lineage: Eukaryota; Apicomplexa; Conoidasida; Eucoccidiorida; Eimeriidae.